AUGCAACUUGUCCACAACUUUCGGGGAAUUCAUCUAUAUCCCGGUGCUACUAAGUUUCUACUAAGUUUCAACCCUGGUCCGGUACUCAGAUUGAAAUUCUCAAGCAAGUCCGAAAAAGCUCUAUACCAUUAUUGUAUUGUCGAGAAUGGUGCCUACUUCGAUUGGUCUCAAGCCCAAACCAACAAGGGCUGUAACUUUGCAGAGCACAUUUUCCAGCACGUAAGUUUCAAACACCCUCCAGAUUUUGGUAAAUAUAUUGUUACCAAACAUAUCACUACGCUCUUAGGUUACAUCGACAUGGCUGAUUGGAGGUGUUCAUUAA
Molecule: messenger RNA, 322 nt
Organism: Hymenoscyphus albidus
Lineage: Eukaryota; Fungi; Ascomycota; Leotiomycetes; Helotiales; Helotiaceae
Source: the annotation of a GenBank genome assembly